AUGAUAAAAACAUUGAGUGAAUCGAGUAUCCGUGGGGUCUAUAAAACAAAUAUGGUACAUUUCUCAACCGUGGCAAUUGAGGGGCGAAACCAAUGCGUGGGACGUGCGGGUAAAAACACGCAAUACUGUGUGUGCAACUCGACCAACUGCGACGACCUAGCACCUUUAACAAAACAACCGGUGGGCGCAGUGCUAUCCUAUCAGACCAGUCAAAGUGGCGAUCGAUUCAAAGAGAUCAAACACCAAUUCACCAAGACUGAAAACAGUAAUGACCAAGCGGAUACUGUGGUGCUAACAGUGGACAGGACUAAACGGCACCAGAAAAUCAAUGGUAUCGGCGCGGCGUUCACCGACGCGGCCACCAUUAACAUUGGUAGUCUACCCGAGCCUAUGACCAAACGGCUUAUUAAUGACUACUUCGGACCGACGGGUAUUGAGUUCAGUGUCGCCCGCAUUCCCAUUGCCAGCUCAGACUUCUCCACCCAUACCUAUACCUAUGACGACCUCCAGAGCCCCGGCAUGACUGAGGAUGACUACGAGCUCAAGCAUUUUGCGUUAGUUCAGGAGGAUCUCGAUUAUAAGAUACCACAAAUUAAGCUGGCUAAAUCUGUGGCCCAAAACGGGCUUAAGCUGUUCGCCAGCCCGUGGGUCACUCCCUCGUGGUUAAAUGAUAAAGAAUUUUUACAAAAGAACCCUGAUAAACAUUAUCACACCUGGGCCAAUUAUUUUGUCAAAUUCCUGGACGCUUAUAAACAACACGGGGUGGAGAUGUGGGGCCUGACAAUGCAAAACGAGCCCAAAUCGUUUAGCUCAAUGAACUUUGUGGACCCUAAAGUAGAGCGCGACUUUGUAAAAAAGCAUCUUGGUCCCGCAUUAGCUAAAGCUGGCUACGGUAAAGACAAAUUGAACUUGAUGCUGUAUGAUGAGGGCCACGAGCUAAACCCGAUGGUACCCUACGUGGACACCUCCCUCGAUGACCCCGAAACUGCCAAAUAUAUAUCCGGUGUUGCCUACCAUUGCUAUCUGCCCAAGAAUACCGAUGCUGUGGAUCAGGUGCACGCCAAACACCCUGAUCAAUUUAUGCUGUUGAGCGAGUGUUGUCAAAAUUUCCGUAAAAACACGGACCCAUACACACCGGCAUCACUGGGCGACUGGAAUCAGGCCAAGGAUUACGCCCAUAAUGUUAUGAAUACACUAUCGCAUUGGGUUAGCGGUUGGGUGGAGUGGAAUCUGGCGCUAGACUUAUACGGACACCCGAACCGAGACUGGAAAAUGGCUGACGCGCCCCUCUUGGUUGAUGUGCCCAACAAACAGUACUUCAAAAAUCCUAAUUUCUACGUGCUAGGUCAUUUUAGUAAAUUCAUCACGCCCGAUUCGGUUCGGGUCGACUUGACAGCUAGUAAAAUACCCGGCGGAGAGUUUGGUCACAUAGCCUUUGAACGGCCAGAUAAGUCGGUGGCGAUAGUGGUGUUUAAUAUGGCAAAUAACCCUGUUGAUAUUACCGUAAAGGAUCCCCAGCAUGGCAGUUUUAACGCACAAUUACCCGCUAACUCUAUCCAGUCGUAUGUGUACUGGAAUUGA
Molecule: messenger RNA, 1581 nt
Organism: Medioppia subpectinata
Lineage: Eukaryota; Metazoa; Arthropoda; Arachnida; Sarcoptiformes; Oppiidae
Source: the annotation of a GenBank genome assembly